GGUGGUGAUUGCAACUUGUCAUCAUCUAGGACUGAUAAAAAAUCAUAGUCAGGAAGCCGGUAAACUGGAAAAGGCAUAUAAUUAUUAUUCUUCUGAAGAAAAUAAUGAUGAUCAUGAAGGGCAGAAUGAAAAUGGGGUAGAACAUGAGUUAUCAGAUUUUUCAUCCAAACAAUCAGAUCAAAUAAUAAAUGCUGAUGAAAUAGAAGGAGAUGAAGAAAAUGAAGAUAAUGAAAAUGUUGGCAAUGAAUAUCUUGAUGACCUUGAUAAUGGUGAUGGAAACAUAAAGAAGAGUCUUCUUAGGCUAACUGAUUCAAAUCAAACAGAGAUAAAUGUUGCAUAUAAAUCAAUGAAAAAAGAAAAUAUUUGGAAUAGAAAGGAACUUGAGGAAAUAUCUGCUAUACCUUGUCCAGCUGUAACAACAUUAUCAAAUGAUACUAUGAACUAUCUAUCUAAAUUCAUUGAUAAAAAAUCAAUAAAAGAAUUCUGUGGAGUUCUUAAUGAAUUUGAUGAGAGAUUUGGUGCAUCUUAUGAUAGAGAAAAGCAUCAUGAUAUUGAUUAUAUCAGAAUGGCUUUAUAUUCAUUCCCAACUCCUCCUUCAACUCCAUUGCAGUCAGAAUAUGAUUUUACGGAUUCUGAAGAGGAUCCAAAGUCAGAAUUAGAUUCUGAUUAUCAACCACCAAACCCUG
Entrophospora sp. SA101 is the source of this 686-nucleotide messenger RNA. The record is from the annotation of a GenBank genome assembly. NCBI's taxonomy places the organism in Eukaryota, Fungi, Glomeromycota, Glomeromycetes, Entrophosporales, Entrophosporaceae.